Phascolarctos cinereus (koala) is the source of this 1557-nucleotide messenger RNA. RefSeq names its product stimulator of interferon response cGAMP interactor 1 (gene STING1). Gene Ontology annotation, molecular function: cyclic-di-GMP binding; 2',3'-cyclic GMP-AMP binding. The record is from RefSeq and is a predicted model, not a curated record. Gene Ontology annotation, biological process: activation of innate immune response; innate immune response; positive regulation of macroautophagy. Gene Ontology annotation, cellular component: endoplasmic reticulum membrane; autophagosome. Lineage: Eukaryota; Metazoa; Chordata; Mammalia; Diprotodontia; Phascolarctidae.
AGUAAUGCUGGAAAGAUUUCUGAGCAGAGCUGUAGGGCAGAGGAAGCAGCAUAGGAAUUCCAGAAACCUUAGGACCACAAAGACAGGAAGAUGCCGAGGCCCCAUCUCCAUCCCUCCAUCCCCCAGCCCCGGGGCCAAGGGGCUCAGAAGGCUGCCUGUGUCCUGUUGAGCCUCUGCCUGGUCAUUAUAUAUAUCCACGGGGAACCAGCUGCCCACACCCUCCAGUGGCUGCUGUUCUCCUUCACUUCUGUGCAGGUAGGGCUGCUGCUGAAGGGGGCCUGCUGCCUGGCUGAGGAACUGAGUCAUAUCCAGUCCAGGUACCACGGUAGUUACUGGCAGGCAAUACGAGCCUGUACGGGCUACCCACUCCAGCGAGGAGCCCUGUUGCUACUCUCAGGAUAUUUCUGUGUCACCUUCUCCUGUAAGCCAAGCCCAUCUCUCACCUGGGUUUUUGCCUUGCUGGGCCUCUCUCAAGCACUGAGCUUCAUCCUAGGAUUCCAGAGCCUGAGUCCAGCUGAGAUCUCUGAAGUCUGUGAAAGGAGACAUCUCAAUGUGGCCCAUGGACUGGCCUGGUCAUAUUAUAUUGGGUACUUGAAGCUGAUCCUGCCUGGGCUCCAGGCCCGAAUCCAAGUUUAUAAUCAGUUCAACAAGGAUGUCUUAAGAAGUCCUAAGCUCCACAUCCUCAUCCCUCUGGAUUGCAGGAUCCCUGAUGACCUGAGUCAGGCUGACCCUAACAUUCACUUCCUUCAAGAACUGCCCCAGCACAGAGUCGACCGGGCGGGCAUUAAAGGCAGGAUCUAUAGCAACUGCGUCUAUACAAUCUGGGAAAAUGGGAAGCAGGCUGAAGUCUGUGUCCUGGAGUUUGCCACCCCACUGCAGACCCUAUUUGGCAUGUCCCAGGAUGCACGGGCUGGCUUUAGCCGGGAGGACCGCCUGGAGCAAGCCAAACUUUUCUGCCGGACACUGGAAGACAUCCUUGAGGAUGCCCCUGAGGCCCGUGACUGCUUUCGCCUCAUCGUGUACCAGGAGCCUGAGGAUCGAGCUCUGAGCAACUUCUCUUUGUCUAAAGAGAUUCUUCGUCACCUUCGGCAGGAGCGGCAAGAAGAGUUUGUUAUAGGGCCUGAAAGGGCCGUGGGUAUGGCCAUAUCCUCCACCUUGUCCCAGGAGCCCCAGCUCCUCAUCAGUGGCACAGAGCAGCCACUCUCCCUCCGUACUGAUGGUUUCUAAGCAACAAACUCACCCUCUUACAACUUGGAGUAAGGCCAGGGACCAAAGGGACCUCUCUGCCCCAAAACCCAAGAAACCCUGGCCCUGGUCCUCUGGUCAGCCCAUCGCUGUGGGCCAGGCAUCUUCAAAUGCUGGAGACCCAGCAAUGCUGCUGACCCGUCUGACCUUACACUGAGAACAGUUUGGGACAGAAAUAUUGUUCAUCCUCCCCAUCCCUAACUCUGGGACCUGGGCUUCUUUACCUUUUCUGUGUCCUGGAUCCCUUUGGCAGUAUGGUGAAGCCUAUGAAUCCCUUCUCAGAAUGCAUAAAAUAAAACACAUAGAAUUAAA